Messenger RNA from Megalops cyprinoides (Indo-Pacific tarpon), 2180 nucleotides. It is a transcript of the gene prox2, whose product is annotated as prospero homeobox 2. Gene Ontology annotation, biological process: regulation of transcription by RNA polymerase II. Gene Ontology annotation, molecular function: RNA polymerase II cis-regulatory region sequence-specific DNA binding; DNA-binding transcription factor activity, RNA polymerase II-specific. Lineage: Eukaryota; Metazoa; Chordata; Actinopteri; Elopiformes; Megalopidae. The record is from RefSeq and is a predicted model, not a curated record. Bases 64 to 2103 code for a protein of 679 amino acids. Gene Ontology annotation, cellular component: nucleus. The transcript has 4 exons.
CCUGGCACCAAAUCAAGUAAUUUUGAAGUGUCUAGACAAUCAUAAAUUGAUUGUGUUGUGAGCAUGAAUCUCAGUCUGUCCGACCAGAGCAUGCAUACCUCCAAUGAUGGCUACCUGGAGGAAGAAAAAGCCGAGCUGUUGCACCCUUGUUUCAGAAGAAACGUGUACGAUGACUCCCUGACCUCCUACUCCAACGGGUCCAUCAUCUCCCAGCUGCUGAGGAAGACCAUCCAGAACAAGCGGGUCCUGGAGGACAGUCUGUUCUACAUGCCGGCGGCUGCCAUGUCCAGCUCUACCAUGGCCGACCCCAGUCAGGAGGACCGGAGCAGCAGCUCCUCCAAAGAGAGUGGGGCGGAGCCAGCGUCCCCGGGCAGCCACACCUCCACGGCAGCCAGCCCCCAGGCUGAGCGGCCCCUGAACGAGCACCACCAGGCCAAGCGCGCCCGGGUGGAGAACAUCAUCCGGGGCAUGGCAGGAUCACCGAACGCGCGGGUCCCGGGAGACGGGGAGCGGAGCGAGGCUGACGGCAGGGACGCGAGGGACACCUACAGGGAGAACAAAAGGAAGCAGAGGCUGCCUCAGCAUCAGGACCACAGCCUGAGCGGGGGCGGCCCCUGUGCCGGCAGAGGCGGGGGGUGCAGCAAGGAUGAGGAGUGCCACAGGCUGAAGGAGCAGCUGCAGACCAUGCAGAAGCUCCUCCGGCAGCUCCAGGAGAAGUUCUUCCAGGUCUACAACCUGAGCGACUCCGAACAGGAAGACCGGGAGGAGGCGGGUCCCGCCAACUCCAUGGAACAUGACGACAUCGCACGGAGCAAAGAACCCUUUGAAGGGUCUGACUGCGAGCUCCACCGGGACCUCGAUAAUGACUUUGAGAAGAGGUUGGACAGCGUUAAAGUGGGCCGAAAAGACACAGCAAAGAUGGACAACAGCCACCUCUCGUUCCACAAGGAGGGCAAGAAUCUUCCAGAGACUCUGAAAUAUGAGCUGUCCAGGGCUGUGAGUGAGAGUGUGGACUUAGUCUUUAAAAAAUUUUCUUCCACUGUACUGAAUCAGUCAUCCCAGCUGCAUGUGGGGCAAACCCCAGCGUAUGUUAAUACAGGAGCUGAGAAGAAGACCCAGAUGCCCAGCACCCAAGAGUUGUCACACACUGAAGAUGAGGUAAAAUCUCGGCCUCUGGAAUACUACGAGAGCAGCGAGGCGCAAAUGCCCGAGGAUCAAACGGAGGCGCUCUCACUUGUCGUUCGCAAGCCACCCCUGAGCCACCCUAGUUCCGUCAACCAGACGGUGAAGAGGCCCUACCCCUUACACCAGGCCCCCUUCCAGUUCGGCUACGGCGCUCCUCUACACGAGAACCAGAUCCUGGAGCACCUCCUCAAGUACGGCCCCCAUGGGAAUUUCGGAAGCCUCCCGUGCCUGCCCCCAGCCGUAGACAGGUCCUCCCCGGAUUCAGUGGACCUGCCAUGGGACGCCAUCACCGGCAGGCCAAAGGUGAGCUCCGGUCAGAUAGCCCACCACGCCCGGCCGACAGCCCUGGGGCAGGUGACCAUGGACGGCCUGUGUCUCCCUCACGUCAAGAUGGAGUGUGGAGACCUGCAGAGCCUGGCUGAGAGGAACCCUUAUAUGUCCCUCAAUAUUCAGGAAGGUCUGACACCGAACCAUUUGAAGAAGGCAAAGCUGAUGUUCUUCUAUACUCGCUACCCGAGCUCCAACGUGCUGAAAACCUUCUUUCCUGAUGUCAAGUUCAAUCGCUGCAUCACCUCCCAGUUGAUCAAGUGGUUCAGCAACUUCCGCGAGUUCUACUACAUCCAGAUGGAGAAGUUCGCCCGGCAGGCCAUUGUGGACGGAGUCAACAACGCAAAAGACAUGUCAGUCACCAGGGACUCAGAGCUGUUCCGUGCCCUCAACAUGCACUACAACAAAGCCAAUGACUUCCAGGUUCCUGACAGGUUCCUUGAGGUUGCCGAAAUUACGCUUCAAGAGUUUUUCACCGCCAUUUCCUUGGCCAAAGAUACAGACCCUUCCUGGAAGAAGGCAAUCUACAAGGUCAUCUGUAAACUGGACAGUGAUGUCCCUGAAGAGUUCAAAUCAUCUGUCUGCUUGUAGAAACAUCUCAACAUUUUGUGUACUUACUCAUGUACUCCAAACAUUACACAUCUUGCAGUGGAUAUGCAGUGUAUUUU